Messenger RNA from Asterias rubens (European starfish), 856 nucleotides. RefSeq lists its product as uncharacterized. The coding region runs from base 4 to 348 and encodes 114 amino acids. The transcript has 4 exons. Lineage: Eukaryota; Metazoa; Echinodermata; Asteroidea; Forcipulatida; Asteriidae. The record is from RefSeq and is a predicted model, not a curated record.
GACAUGAUCAUUUCCUAUAAAAGGAGUUGCAAAACACUCAUCAUUUCAUUCCAGGCUGCAAAGACAAGUUCGUUCUCUUCAGUACAGAAACACAACCGAAUCUCAACCAUGAAGGUACUUAUUCUGUUGGUGGCCAUUGCCGUAGUCGCUGCUUCAUUUGAGCUUGAAGACUUUGUAGAGACCGAAGGUGAUUUGAUUGCCAAGAGAGCAUACGACGACCUGAUGGAGGUCUCCAAGAGAGCACGAGGAAACAAGGGAAAACCAUACUCUUGUGUCAAUGACUAUGGACAGGACUGCGCAUGCUCAGACACCCGUGGUGGCAAGAAGAAGUACCUCGUCUGCAACUAGAUUUAAAAAGAUUUACAACAGGACUCGAUGACCGGAUACGAUAUUUUGUAAAAUAGAAAGACUGUUUUGACUUCAUGAUUAGGGAGGGAGGGUUGGUGGCCGUGGGCGGGCAAAGGUGAACUCUGUAGAUUGCUUGUGGUAAGGUGAAAUCAUAACAGCCCUACUCAGUAGUGAGAGUGUCAACCAGAAUUGAAAAUAUUGCCCAAAUGACUCUUAUAGUUUACAACCCAAAUAUUUAGAGAUGUUUUAUCAAAAACAAGAAGGUUUUGGAUUGGCUUGAGCACGACUUUAUUUGGUUUGAUUUUAAAAAGAAAUAAGUUAUCGACAUGGAACAGCUGUUGUAACCAAAAAAGUAGUAGGGAUGAGAGGAAACUGCCGUAAUGCUAUACAGCCUCCCAAAUAUUAAUUUCAAAACAAAAUAUAAUGCAAUGUUUUGUAAAGUUAUUGAAAAUUGAGCGGGGUCAUACCAGAAAAGAAUAAAAUACUCAAUAAAUAUAUGCAAAUCAAA